Aspergillus candidus is the source of this 1407-nucleotide messenger RNA. RefSeq lists its product as uncharacterized. The coding region runs from base 1 to 1407 and encodes 468 amino acids. NCBI's taxonomy places the organism in Eukaryota, Fungi, Ascomycota, Eurotiomycetes, Eurotiales, Aspergillaceae. The record is from RefSeq and is a predicted model, not a curated record. The transcript has 4 exons. Gene Ontology annotation, molecular function: protein binding.
AUGGCCUUACCGCUGAACCUGAUCGCGACGAUCAUCUCCCACGUGGAUGACCAAGGCGACUUGGCUCGUAUCUGCCGAACGUGUCGCGUUCUGAACUACAUGGCCCUUCCCGAACUCUACAGGCACAUGAUCCUCACCUCCUACGACCGCAUCCGAUACCGCGACGAGCAGCCCGAGGGUAUGGGCAGCGCGAGUCCCUUCACGAUGGGACUGAAUGCCGUGAUCACGCGACCGUUCGCCACGCUGGAGCUUGAGGAACACGCGCGCGUGGGCCGGGUGCCGGACGCCUCGAUGCUGUUGAACGUCGCGGUGCGGGCGGCGGUGGAUCGGAUGACGGACCUCGAGAGCUUCAGCUGGGAGCUGAGCACCAAGAUGCUGGAGACGGUCUACCAAGGCCUGGCGCAGCGGCCGCGUCUCCAGUCGCUGACGCUGCGCUUCCCGUCCAGCCGGCACCCGCGACCGACGAUCGUCAUCCCGGCCAUGCCGCACCUGCGGCACCUGAAGGUGACCGACAUCGACCCGCUCUGCUAUCCGGACGACAUCUCGACGCUGCUGUUCCACUGCCGCAAGCUGCGCGAGCUCAAGAUGCACUGGUCGCCACGGAUGCGGAACGCGCAGGAGCCCAGUGUCAAGCUGCACGACUACUUUCGCAAGUGCAUCACGGCGCGGCGGCCGCUGGCGUUGAAGAAGCUCGGGCUACAGAACCUAUAUGCGCUACACAGCGAGGAGUUCAACCUCGCCUUCGACCCCUCCACCUGCGAGGACGUGACGAUCCUGAGCAACACCGGGUCUGAAAGCCCCUACUUCAUGAACACCUUUGUCGACAGCACUUGGCCCACCGCGCCCCCCAACACCCGGUUGCGCAUCAAGAGUGUGCGGCAGGAUAAUACCUCGCGACGCCACGUCGAAUUCCUCCGCUCCUUUACGGGGCUGGAGCGGCUGUACUUCGUCAGCGCGACGGGCGCCCAGGAUACCGACCACGUCAACAACCCCCGACGCCCGGCACGCCUGACAGAGGAGGGGCUGGCCCAGACGGAUGGUGCCACCUCGCAGUCGCAGUCGCAGUCUCAGACUCCCACGGGGACCGCGCCCCCAACCAACAGCACCACGCCCGAGGACGGACGGGCGACGACGGCUUCCCCGGACUCCCGUGGGGCCGCCCACCCCGGGGAUUCCAAGCUCUCCAUUCCGCGUCCGCAGCCCCCGUCGUUGCUGGGCAAACGCCAGCGGGAAGACGAGCACGUGUGGGCUGGAGACCCCGCCACGGACACAGACUCCCCCAUCAUCUGCAUGCCGCCCAUCCUGCCCACCGCGGACGGACGACUCUGGCGGCGGCAGGUGAAACGGGUGGGAUGGGAGACGCUACGGCGUUGGGAGAUCUGGGGGCUCGACACGCAAGAGCUGUGA